UAAACAGCUGAGCUUAAUUUAAAAUUAUUUGUAAUGUACUGUUUUUGUUAGCUCGUAUAAGUGGGGGUAUUAAAGUUUAGCAUAAGGUUACAGAGGAUAUUUGACUAAAGUAAAGAUGAAGGACGGACGAUGUACACGAGUUCGGCUGUGAUAAACCCCAGGUGUGAUGACGUCCAACAGGAUGGAUGCAGCUACCUUGGUCAGUCUUACCAGAAAUCGAAAUAAAUUGAUGCGACUAGCGGAAGGAAUUAAAACCCGAAAAAAGGCGAAUAGGAAGAAAGUUCACGAUUUCACCUGUGAUCCUGCCCACACCAACAUUGAACAUUUAGUGUUUGACCGAAAUCGCCGAUCUCAUAUUACCUCGACAGCUAUUAGGGGGGAGCAGGGAAAUGUCUCUGUUAAUGUUCCGUCCAGCUCUCCGGCCAAUAAUGUAUCAUCAGGUAGAUACCACCGAGACAAAGAUGUAGGUCGUAAAACGGAAGGCUGUGAAUGUGUUCAACACACUUCUCAAAGAACACCAAAAGAUGGCGUUACGUGUUUAAAAUUGGCGACCGAAAGUCGUGCGAGACGAACAAACUAUAACGCUGACACAAUAGAAAGUGGAUCAGGCGCCCCCGUGUCCGUGUCUUCCACUCAUGGCAGAAAAGAGCAGCAAUCACGCACUUCAGCUUGUAGUUUUCCUCGGAGAAACCGUCCAAGCACAGUUUGGUAUGAUGAGGAUUGUAUAUCCAAAACUCUGCCACCCAGGGCUGGCGGACUCUUGACGGACGAACAGCGUAUAGGCGGGUCUACUUCAUUUUCCAGCGGUAACCACGUUGUUCUACACGGUGAAUCAUCAUCUUGUUGUGGCUCAGUUGAACGUAGCGAGACACGAGCAGUAGAAAACAUCGCUCCUCAGGUAGGAAGUUUUAUAAUUAACACUGCUCAGGUAGCUUCGGUAGAAGAAAGUAAGUUAGAUAUUGAAAGUGCUUCAAAAGUUAGUCAUUUUAAUACAGGGUCAAAAGAAAAUAGCACAGUAAUAUCCAGAGAUAUAAAUAAUUUGAAUAGUAAUCAAAAUCAGUGUGGUUGGAACGUUGAACUUUGUUAUUCAUCUCCAACGACGAAAAAACUUGUCAAAAGUGUUAAUAAUGUAUAUAGUUGUGUGCAAAGUAAAGCGUAUUCUUAUACUGAUUCACACAAAAAACAGCCAACAUCUACACCAGUAUUUUACAAUAAAAAACGACUUUCUAAUCCAGAAGGUAAAAGUAAAAUUAGUACUCUAAAUAUCCAAAUUGCUUCUUCUGUAUUAGAAGCGGCAAAAACAGAAAAUCUAAAGUCAUCUUGUGAUGAGAAAAAGCUGGAAGAAGCCUCUGCACAUAUGUCCUUUGUAGAGAAAAAUGCUGAUAUAACACAAGUGAAUAGCUCUAUUUUAGAAAAAUGUAAUAAUUGUGAACCUUUUAAAGACUCUUGGAAACAUUCAUCUAUUUACAAUCAGUUAAGCGAUCUCACUCCAACUGAUGACGAGAAGCUAAACAAAAAAAGAAUUGAGUUACAACACUCCACACAAACUGAAUCGACUAGUGGUCAAAAUAAAACAACAAAUGUCGAUCAUGACAACGAGGCUAAGUGGAUCGAAAACCUUACAUGCAAAAUUACAGUUAAAUCUCCAAAGAACCAGGAUUUAACAAACUCGGAAGAGAACAAAGAUCUCGGCGGAAAUAACUGCUUUAAAAUGGAUUCAGUUCCAUCAACAGAUAAGUUCAAUAAUUUGUCUGAUUCAGAAUCGUCAAACACGGACAUAUAUUCUUGCUUGCCAGAAAAUUCUGUCGGAGGGAAUGACAAUGAUAAGCUCAUAGUAGUUUCACAAACAGUUGCAGAUCCUGAAAAAUCCUUCCAUUCCUUUUCUUGUGAUCAUUCUGAGCGUCAUGACAGUUUUAGGUCACAAUUACCAGACUCCAUCAAAAAUCCGUUAUUUCUUAAAGAUGAAGUAAAAAAUGAAGACGGUUUUUCGAAAUCCAUCUGUAAAGAUAACGAAGAAGAAGAUGCACUCUCGACUGUUAAUAAGGGCCAGGACAAUAUCGGUAAACAUGAACUUCAAUAUUUGAGCAACUAUGGAAAAAGAAUGGAUUUCAACGAAACGUUUGUUGGUCACGAAGUUAAAGAAGAAAAACAUCUACGACGUGAUUUCGAGGACUUAUUACAAAAUCAUAUGUCAUUUAACUUACCAUUAACAGAAAAAGAUGUCAUUUAUGAAGUUUCUGAAAAUGCUGAUGCUGUCGAGUCUUACAGUCAGGAUAAAGUUAGUGAACGUUGCAUUGAUUACAGCCAUUGCGAAGAUACUAAAAUAAUCAACGAGUUGGAUCCAAGUAACCUUUCUUUAUCUCAAACCCAAAUUGAUAACCUAGGUCUUCCACUAAGAUCUAAUGAUUCGAAUGCUUUUAAAAACUGGGCUUUCCAUCAUUUAAAUCAGUUGAUAUCGCCAAGUGCCGAAGCCGGUGAUUCAUUUUCGGCCAAGUUGUCUCCUCAAUUGGAACCGGCUAAUAAACAAAAGCUUGGGUUGUACUCGAAAAACAAAGAAUGUAAAACUGUAAGACACCCCUUGUGUGUACAUGAUGAAAAAAUAACUCUUGAAUUUAAGCCUAUUAUGGACUCCAAAACCUUAGCUAGAAAUUGCAACAGUGAAUCGAACAACAUUACAAAGAAACACCCCUUAGAGAUUGGUAAAGAGGUCGGAAGAUCCAAGAGUGUUUCUUAUAGUAUUUCAAAACCGAAGAACUAUGAAAUCACACAGUCAUCACUCGACGCUAGAAAGCGAAAGGGAUUAGGAACGUAUGAUGCUGUAUGUCCACAUUAUGAUGUACCCCGAUCUCCAGCUGCAAAUGUUCUACAAAAUAGAAAAUUGGAGAAACAUAACUCUAUCCAUCAAAGAUCCGAGCUUGAUGAAACUUUUGAUAUAAAUGUUUCACAGACCAGAAGAUCAGAGGAACCAGGAUCUGUCCGUCACAGUUUUGAACUUAGUAAUACUUCUGAUAUAAACGUUUCAUGGAGUAGAGAAUUAGAAGAACCUGUUGAAAUUUUUGAUGUUAAUGAUACACAAACUCAAACCAGAAGGUUAGACCUUCUCAUUAUGGGUGUAAGAAAUGAUCAUAUUGGUCCAGAUGUUGACAACUUAGCUACAGCAAUGGCAGAAACUAGUCAACUAGCUUCAAAGGCUGAGCAUUGUCCUGGAAAAAGAAGCACAUCUUCAUCUCGACUCACCAAAAACAGUCUUAUUUCAAAAUCUGAACGACAUCUAAAGACAUACAGUAUACCUCAGUUUGAAGCACACAGCAGUGAAGAUGUUCGACAGGGAGAUCAUAGCCAACAACGACCAUGGUCACACUUGUAUAGUGAUGUAUCUAAUGAUAAGAAUUGGUGCAGCUCUAGCGGUGACUUUUCAUCAGCAGGAGUGCCUAGUGAUGAAAAGACUGCCACUUCCUUAUUUUGUCGUCAUUCUUCUAUCCGAACAUCUAGUCCACGAUCACCAGCAAGUGAUAGUGUUCUACAAAAAUUUAGAAAAACAUUUUCUUUGCGUUUUCAGAAAAAUAAAAAAGAUGCUCCAGGAUUAUUUUCUGCCAGUGUGGAACAAAAUGAUAGUUCUGAUGAAUCUCUCUCUAGAACCAAUUUAUCAGAGGAAAGUGAUCGAGGGUCUCUGUCUCUGGAUGGGACAACAGAUUCCUUUGAUAACCCUGAAAGUCCACGAAAAUCUCCUUCAAAAACAAGUGGAAUAAAUCAGUGUGAAAAAGAUGGUGAAGCGAUAGUUAGUUUUCGAAUUGGUUCUUUGGUGCUGAGGUCUUCUAAAGGAAAAAGGAAAUCCACAGAAAAACAAAACAGAAACAGUCUUGAGGUCUCUAAUUUUUUUUCUACUGAUUCUUCCAGACAAUUGGCAUUUGGAGUUUCAACUGACCAGACUGCUGGUACCACAGUGCAGUUGGUGAACAAGUCAUCAUUUCACAUUACUUCUGAUAUUGAGGAACCAUCACAAGACUCUGAUAAGCUUGCUGUGAUGAAAACAAGUGGUUUUAGAAAUGCUCAACAUAGGUGGUCAUUAGAAAUGGACCAGAAUCAACUUCUUUAUCCACCUACUAAAACAAGUGUCAAAAGACAACUUUCUACUCCACAUCCAGUGAAGUCUCGUCCUGUGAAGUCUCGUCCAGAUGUUAAUCACCACAAACCUAGAUCACACAUGCGACGGUCUUUCAGUCAACCUCUAGACUUACAAAGGACAGCAGGGGCAAAGAGAACUCGAGCAAGUUCCAGAGGUUUGUUGGACCAUGAAGGGUCAUGUGACAUUAGCACCGCAUCAUCAGAUGAAGCUUUUUCAGAUAAUGAGGGGUGUCCUGUAUUACCAUUAUCCAAAACAGAAAACUCCAUUAAGUUGUUGUAUCAGGGUACUAUCACCUAUGCAGAAGCCUUGUGGGAUCAUGUCACCAUGGAUCCUGAGGAACUGGGAUUUCAAGCUGGUGAAGUGAUUGAAGUUUCUGACUCUAUGGACAAGGACUGGUGGUGGGGUUCGAUUGGUAGUCGAAGUGGUUGGUUUCCAGCUACAUUUGUGAGGUUACGAGUGAAUCAAGAAGACACCUUAGAAGACUGUAUGGGUAAGCUAGCCACAGGAAAUCUAUCUGCUGAUUCCAGAAGCAGAAUGAGUGUCACCCUACUGAGUAAGGAGCAGGUUCGUGCUAAUGUAGUCCAUGAAAUUAUUGGCACAGAGAAAGACUUUGUCAAACAUCUUCAAGAUGUUGUUCAGGGUUACUUGAGACAAGUUCAAAGAAGACCAGACAUGUUCUCAUCGGAGAGAAUAUGCACGAUCUUUGGUAACAUUGAAGAAAUUUACAGAUUCCAGAGGGAGUUCCUAAGGAAAUUGGAAUUAUGUAUUGACCACAGUAAACCACACUUAAGUCUGGUGGGAAACUGUUUCCUACAGCAUAAAAGAGAUUUUAGAAUCUACUCUGACUACUGUAACAACCAUCCAUUAGCUGUGAGUGAACUGCAAGAGUUAUACAGUGAUUCACGCUAUUGCCAGUUUUUUGAGGCUUGUCGACUUCUGCAACAAAUGAUAGACAUAUCAUUGGAUGGUUUCUUGUUAACACCUGUUCAGCGUAUCUGUAAGUAUCCACUUCAGCUGGCAGAACUGCUAAAGUAUACUGACUUUGAUCACCCUGAUUAUGUCCCAGUCACAAGUGCCUUGUUUGCCAUGAGAGAGGUAGCUCAGUUAGUGAAUGAACGAAAACGUCGAAUGGAAUGUUUGGAACAACUUGUUGAAUGGCAACAGACCAUUGACGGAUGGGAGGGUCCAGAUAUAUUAGAUUCCAGUUCUGUUUUAAUUCACUCUGGUGACAUAAUCAGGGCUUCAUCUGGGUGGUCUCGUGAACACACAAUCUUCCUUUUUGACCACUUACUAGUCUAUUGCAAAAAGGAUCUCUUGAAAAGACAGAACUAUGUAUAUAAAGGAAGAAUUGAUUUAGACUCAUGUUGUAUCUUUAAUAUAGAGGAUGGAAAAGAUGCACAGUUUGGAGUUACUGUGAAAAAUGCUUGGAAAAUUUACUGUGCCUCACGAGACAAGUGGUUUUUGUUUUAUUCAAAGUCACCUGAAGAGAAAACUAGGUGGUUGGAAACAUUUGGAGAGGAGAGACAGCGAGUGAUGGAAGAUGAAAAACAAGGUUUUACUGUUACAGAACGUGCUAAAAAAGCUGCUCGGCUAGCUGUUGUGAAUAAGCAGAAAGCAAAACGUCCCAGAGUUAAACAAUUGAAAGGACCUCGCCCUCAUCCUGAUGUAGCCGUGACAGAACUCCUGCUUGAUGCUCCUAUGUCCAUCAAGUCUCGAACUGGUAGUCUACCAUCUAAUUUCCAUCCCAGUAUGAUGGUAAUGAUGGGUGGAAGACAAGAGUUGCCAAAGAAGAAAGGCUCUGGAUGGUUCCAUUUUGGUAGUGGCAAGAAAACCAAGAAGUGAGAAAAUAAUAACUUAUUUGUUAUGCUUCUGAUAGCACAGACACUUUGAAAGACAUAAUGCCAAGUGACAUAACUAAAUAGUGCCAAGCUCCUCUUACGACUACUUUGUAAAAUAGAAAUCAAAUGUGAGGUCUGCUAGCAGUAGUUUUCACCAUCUGUUUUUAAAUUGUGCACUCUUAUAUCUACAGAAUGAAUGUUCCCAGCUAAAUGUGGAUGUAGGACAGUAAGAAACUUGUAUGUUAAAUUAUUAUUUAUAUACUAGUAUAUACUGUCUAUUGAAACAUCUCAUGCUGUGAUAAUCUUAUUGUUUUUGAUAAGUACUGUCACUGUUGAAAGGCUUUAGAUGUAUGCUUGUGUAUUUGUUUUAUAUAUAUAUGUACCAUGUUGAGAAAUAAUAUGCUCUGAGAAACUGCUUGUUACUAUAGCAAUAGACAUAAUAAUAAUGAGUGAUUUUUGCGUGUUUUGCUAGUUCUUAAGAAGUGUUUGUAUUGAUCAUUAAUUUUGAAUGCAUCUCUUUCCUGGAAUUUCUUUAGUGUUGAAGAAUACUGUAUAUCUGUAAGCAGAAAUAUAACAGUAAAAGGCUAAUCUAGUACUGGAAAAGUUAAAUAUGCCACGUAUUUUUGUUUUAACUUAAAAGACCAUUGCUUGUAUCAUUUUUGAAGUUUUAAUUAUGUAUUCUAUGGAUAACUGUAAAUUUAACGUUAGAAAAAGUUAAACUUCUCUACAUUUGAUGAUAAUGUUUUUGUUCCAUAUCCAGUUUUGUAACUCUGAAGUUGUUCAUUCACAGAAAAAGACCAAACAGCCUGUAUUAUAUUUCAUUAUUUAAGGUUUCUGUGGAAUCAUUGUGUAGUUGUUUGACACAAUGCAAUACAUAAUUAUGAAUAAUAUACAUUUAGAUAUAUCGCAGCAUUCUUUACAGUAUAUGGAUUUGACACUAAUAAUAAAGGUCAGUUGUGUGAACAGAGGAAUGUUUAAUGCUUAAUGUAGUUUAUGAAACGACUUGUAAAUGAAACAAGGGAAGGACCACACACACAAUGUAAAGUGCUUUAGAUGAUUUGCUAGUUACCCCAGUAUAUUAUAUAGGUCUUAGGACAAAACUGAAUAAUUUUGUGUGAUCAUAUUGGAAUUUCCAGGUAGCUAAGAAUUGGCAUGCACUUAAGGUAGUAAUUUAUUAUUUAUAUAGUUACAGUAGUAUCAUUGUGGUACAUGUUUGAACACCUAGCUACAAUAUAAUUCUUAAUAAAGUCCCCACAUGUGGUCCUAAUUCAUUCUGCACUGGCAAGUAAAACUAAAAAAGGAGACUGUUAACACAAAAAGAAGGAAAUGCCCGUGUGACAGUACAUUGCUGUCAAAAUCAAGACUUGUAUUCUCUUGGUGACAUAAUUCAAUCUUGCAUGUGUGUGUGCCUGUAGAGAAAUGAGGUGAAUCUGAUUUUACAUUAUUAGGGUCUUAAAAGAAUAGUGUUUAACAGUUAUUAAUAUUUAGGCCAGAGUUGCUAUUUAAACCUGUUUUCUUUAUUUUUGUUUAAAGAGUUUCAUUUUUUUUUCUUACUUUCCAGUUGAAUCACAAUUUCUGGUAUAAUGUAAUAAUGAAAGGAAAUUCUUCAUGUGUUUUUGAUUUGUAGGUUUUCUGUUGUGUACUGUUAACAAUUCAGGUUUAUGCUCUGAUUUUAUCCUUACACUGAAAAGAAACAACUUGGAUAUAAGACUCAGAAUAAUUUUCUUUUGUGGAAAUGUGUCCUCUGUCUUUGGAUUACAAAUCUCCUUUACAAAACCAAGCUUUGAACAUACUCAGACAUACAAAAAAGCUCAAAAAAAUUUAUAUAAAAUAAUCUGUGAAAGUAAAAAGUAAAUUCAACUU
Messenger RNA from Limulus polyphemus (Atlantic horseshoe crab), 7827 nucleotides. RefSeq lists its product as uncharacterized. Gene Ontology annotation, molecular function: guanyl-nucleotide exchange factor activity; protein binding. The transcript has 17 exons. Gene Ontology annotation, biological process: intracellular signal transduction. The record is from RefSeq and is a predicted model, not a curated record. Lineage: Eukaryota; Metazoa; Arthropoda; Merostomata; Xiphosura; Limulidae. Gene Ontology annotation, cellular component: cytoplasm. Bases 167 to 5968 code for a protein of 1933 amino acids.